UGACCGGCGGAAGAACGUGGUGCACAGCGAGCCGGAUUAAAAAAUCUAAGUACAUGGUGCGAAGAGAAUUCCCAUGUGUUCGCUUUCCAGUUGGGUCGGCUCAGUCUAGCUGAACGCUCGGUUCUAGUAGGUUGCGAUAGCUCGCGAAUUCGCGCAAAACCAGUUCUAGUUUUUUUCGUUUUAGUGGAGUGCACCAGUUUGCGAAAUUUUGGCACGACCCUCGCAGGACGAUGCCGAACCAGCAGCAGAAACCCACGUAAACAUGCCCCAAUAACCCGACCUUCGUGACAUAACACCAUGACCAAAUACAAAAUGAACAACGACAGCGUUUCGACCACCGGUAGCCAGAUCACGCUGACGUCAUACAUGGUGGGCGAAAACGUGGAGACGGACGAGGACGGCUCGACCAGGAGCAACCACGAGCACGCGAAAAAGGGGAUGAACACCAUUUUGGACCUGCCCCAGGAGAAGUACACGCAGAGGCGGUUCAGCGCGAGCGUGACCAGGGGGUUCGGGCAGUGGAUCAAGGACAGGGCUCGGAGGGGCUGCACGAGGAAGUUGUUGUUUAAAAGAGUUCCUAUUGUGACUUGGUUGCCGAAGUACAAUGGCAGUGCUGCGGUGGCGGAUUUUGUGGCGGGGUUGACGGUGGGGCUGACGGUGAUUCCACAAGGGAUCGCCUACUCGAAUGUGGCGGGGCUGCCGCCGCAAAUAGGUUUAUACUCCUCCUUCAUGGCCUGCUUCGUCUACACCAUUUUCGGCAGCUGCAAGGAAGCCCCCAUCGGCCCCACCGCCAUCGCCGGUCUCCUAACCCGCGAAAACAACCACGGCUUCGGCGUCAGCGGCGCCGUCUUACUCUGCUUCCUCAGCGGCUGCGUCGAGUUCCUCAUGGGUCUCCUCCAACUAGGCUUCCUGAUCGACUUCAUAUCAGGACCGGUCUCGAUCGGGUUUACGUCAGCGGCGGCCAUCAUCAUCGCCACUACCCAAGUCAAAGACGUGCUCGGUUUGAGCUACCCCGGGGGCAAAUUCCUGCAAGUUUGGGAGCAGAUCUUCGAGCACAUCACCGAGACCAGGCUCUGGGACUGCAUCCUGGGGCUGUCGUGCAUGGUGGUCCUGCUGAUCCUGCGGAGCAUCAAGGAUGUGAAGAUCGGGCCCCAAGACAUCAAGGAGCGAAAAAGGAUCCAUAAAGUCCUGACGAAGAUAAUUUGGUUGGUGUCGACCGCCAGGAACAUCCUCGUGGUGGUUUUUUCAGCCGUUUUGGCCUACUUUUUCGAGCUUCAUGGGUCCCAACCCUUCAUUUUGACGGGCUACAUCAAACCUGGACUUCCAGAGUUCAAACCUCCACCAUUCGAAGCCCACAUUGACAACACCACGUACAACUUCGUCGACAUGUCAUCCGCUUUGGGCUCGGGGAUCAUCGUCGUACCAUUGUUGUCAAUCUUGGAGAACAUCGCCCUGGCGAAAGUGUUCGCUGAUGGGAAGACGAUUGACGCCACCCAAGAGAUGUUAGCUUUGGGUGUGUGCAACAUAGCGUCUUCCUUCGUCCAGUCGAUGCCAGUGUCAGGAGCAUUGUCAAGAGGAGCCGUCAAUCACGCCAGCGGUGUCAAAACAACUUUCGGUGGAAUCUAUACUGGAAUCAUUGUAAUUCUCUCCUUACAUCUAUUCACUCCUUAUUUUUCUUACAUUCCUAAAGCUUCUUUAGCUGCCGUUAUUAUCGCUGCAGUAGUAUUUAUGGUAGAGUUUCAUGUUGUCAAACCCAUGUGGAGGACGAAAAAGUCCGACCUGAUCCCGGCCUGCACGACUUUUGUUUGUUGUUUGUUCUUGCGUCUGGAAAUCGGGAUCGUGGUAGGAGUGGGAAUCAACUUGAUCUUUCUUCUAUACGCUACAGCCAGACCUUCGGUCAAUGUAGAAAAGGUUUCGGCUUACUCAGGCUGCGACUACCUCCUCAUCACCCCCGACCGAAGCCUGACUUUCCCGUCAGUCGAGUACGUUAGGACUGUAGUCUCCAAAGCUGGAGUCAAACAAGGUUCCAGCUCCAUUCCUGUUGUCAUAGACGCUCGACAUAUACAGGGCGCGGAUUUCACAGCAGCUAAGGGUAUCAAGUCCCUCAUUGAAGAUUUCCACAAGCGCAAGCAACCGAUCCUCUUUUAUAACCUCAAGCCAAGUGUGAUCAACACGUUCCAAGGUGUUCAGCCAAAAGACUUCGUCUAUUGUGAGACGUAUUUCGAACUAAACGAGUUGUUGAAACAGUAUUCGGGCAAAGCCGAGACGAAUUCGUUGGAGACUAACGAUAGCCACUAGUGAGAUUGAAAGUGUUGUGAUAAGUUAGUUAAGUCAGAUAAUUUAAUUUAGAUAAGUAGGUUUUUCGAAAAUGACGAAUUUAUUGUUAGGUGAUUAAGUACCUCUGGAAGCUCCAUGUGUUAGGAUAGGUAGUAUACGAAAUGUGAUCGUUAGGUAGGAGUUUUAAUUACUGUUAGAACGCUGCUUUGAUGUAUUGUAUAUUGAUGUAAGCAAGUGAAGUAAUAAAUUUUACUUUUUUAAUAA
Messenger RNA from Zophobas morio, 2541 nucleotides. Its product is annotated as sodium-independent sulfate anion transporter-like. The record is from RefSeq and is a predicted model, not a curated record. Gene Ontology annotation, cellular component: plasma membrane. Lineage: Eukaryota; Metazoa; Arthropoda; Insecta; Coleoptera; Tenebrionidae. The transcript has 9 exons. Bases 298 to 2298 code for a protein of 666 amino acids. Gene Ontology annotation, biological process: transmembrane transport. Gene Ontology annotation, molecular function: sulfate transmembrane transporter activity.